AUGCGAUCGCGAUGUCGCCAUCAUCUGGUCGAUGCGCUGGAAAGGACACAGCAAACCUCCCUCCUCCGCAUCCGCCCACAAACUCCCCGAUGGCAAAGACGACCAGCCAGUUCGGCAGUCGCAGCAAACAGCCCAGCAAACAGCCCAGAAGGAGCUGAUAUAUCGCCAGCGCGCGGCGUCACGGUCUCAUGUUCUCCUCGCCACAACCCACUGGGAGUGCAGCAGGUCUCCUCCCACAUCCACCCCCAGCUCUUCCCCUCCUCCACCACCUCAGGCCCCACGCCUGAUCUCAUCGACCUCUCCCGACAACACCUCGCUCGACAUGACUUGCUGGGCAAGACGAGUGACAACACCGGUCCUAUCGGCUUCGACCUUCCUGCUCUCCAUGGCGCCUCUCUAGACGAGCACUUCUACCGCUUGGGCAUGGACAGCGCCGAGCCAUAUCUCCAUCUCUCCAAGAAGUAUGCCCGAGCCUCGCCUCCCGAAAAGCCGAGAAGAUGGGUUGCACAAAGUGGCUGGACAAAGUACCAUUUGGACGGCAGUUGGGAAGCGGUGGAAGUGCCGAAUGAGCAUGUCUUGACAUUCGACACCGAGGUCAUGUGGAAGGAGUCCAGCUAUCCCGUCAUGGCCUGCGCCGUCUCAGCUACCCACUGGUAUGCCUGGCUAUCACCCUGGCUUCUCGGCGAGAGCGAAAUUGACAGACACCUCAUCCCUCUCGGCUCCCCAACCGAGCCACGGAUUAUAGUCGGCCACAACAUCGGCUACGACCGUGCGCGAAUCAGCGAGGAAUACUCAUUACAACAGUCCAAAAACUUCUUCAUGGACACCAUGAGUCUACACGUCGCCGCCAACGGGAUGUGCAGCCAGCAGAGGCCGACGUGGAUGAAGCACCGAAAAGCCCGGGAGGUCCAGGACCAGAUCGCCGCAUCAGACGAUACCGCCGAGCUCUCUGCACUCCUCGAUGCGAAGGGCCAGCUGGAUGAAGAAGCUGAUCUUUGGGUGGGCAGAUCCAGUGUCAACAGCUUGCGCGACGUGGCCAAAUUCCACUGCGGCAUCACCAUCGACAAAGCCAGACGGGAAUGGUUUGGUGAAUUGGACCGUGAAGGCAUUGUUGCGCGCCUCGAUGAGCUCCUCGACUAUUGUGCUGCUGACGUGGAGAUCACCCACAAGGUCUAUAAAAAAGUCUUCCCGCUGUUCUUGGAGAAAUGCCCGCAUCCAGUCUCUUUUGCUGCGCUUCGCCACCUUUCGGCCGAAAUCCUGCCGGUCAAUCGAAGCUGGGAUGACUACAUUGCGAAUGCCGAGGCCACCUAUCGGACCCUAUCUGCUCGUGUUGAACAGCGUCUCGUGGAAUUGGCGGAGAAGGCCUUGGAACAUCGCUCGUCACCCGCUGUGUUCGAGAGGGAUCCAUGGCUUAGGCAACUCGAUUGGGGAGGGCAGGAGAUCCGCAUGACGAAGGCGAAGAAAAAGGGCGAGGAGCCCCGACCUGCUGCCAGACAAAAGAAACCCGGCAUGCCCAAGUGGUAUCGAGAUCUGUUCGCUCGCAAUGACAGUGACAUCGCCCUGACGGUUCGCACGCGCAUUGCACCGCUCCUGUUGAGAUUGGCGUGGGAUGGCUAUCCUCUUGUCUGGUCGGACAAAUUCGGCUGGACGUUUCGCGUACCUUACGAAGCUGCCACCAAGUAUCGAAGCCAGGGCAUGACUGAUUGCGACAUGUUUGAAGAAGAAAUGCCGGCGCUGCGAAACGAUUUGGACCACACCUACUUCAAAAUCCCGCAUCGGGAUGGUCCGACCGCACGAUGCGUGUCCCCUUUGGCUAAGGGGUACUUGCAAUUCUUCGAGAAUGGCAUGCUGUCCUCCGAGUAUGCGUACGCAAAGGAAGCCCUGGAUAUGAACGCCAGCUGCAGUUAUUGGAUCUCCGCCAGGGACCGCAUUACGAGCCAGAUGGUGGUUUACGAGGAUGAACGCCUUGAUCGUGCCAAGACCGACCAAACAGACCUUGGAUACAUCCUUCCGCAAGUCAUCCCCAUGGGCACCAUCACCCGCCGAGCUGUUGAGAACACCUGGCUCACGGCCUCCAACGCAAAGGCAAAUCGAGUCGGGUCGGAGCUCAAAUCCAUGAUCACCGCCCCGCCCGGGUACUCUUUUGUCGGCGCGGACGUCGACAGCCAAGAGCUCUGGAUAGCAUCGCUGGUUGGUGACGCGGCGUUCAAACUCCACGGCGGCAACGCUAUCGGCUUCAUGACACUCGAAGGCACCAAGGCCUCUGGGACGGACUUGCAUUCGCGGACUGCGAAGAUUCUCGGCAUCUCAAGAAAUGACGCCAAGGUGUUCAACUACGGCCGCAUCUACGGUGCCGGCCUGAAAUUCGCCCAGUCCCUUUUGCGACGCUUCAACCCGAGUUUGAGAGAAGAAGAGGCGAACCGCAUUGCCGACAAUCUCUAUCUCGAGACCAAGGGCAAGAAGGAGCGUCGGAAAGUCAUCAGCGACCGCUCUUUCUGGCGUGGUGGAACCGAAAGCUUGGUGUUCAAUAAGCUGGAGGAGUUUGCCGACCAAGAACGCCCGCGCACGCCCGUCCUCGGGGCGGGGAUCACAGAGGCGCUCAUGAGGAGGUUCAUCAGCAAGGGCAGCUUCAUGACCUCCCGCAUCAACUGGGCCAUCCAAUCUUCCGGCGUGGACUACCUGCAUCUCCUCAUCGUCAGCAUGGAAUACCUCUCCCGACGCUACAACAUCGAUGCCCGCCUGGCGCUCACCGUGCACGACGAGAUUCGCUAUCUCGCCAAAGAAGAAGACAAGUACCGCUGCGCCAUGGCUUUGCAAAUCGCCAACGUCUGGACGCGCGCCAUGUUCAGCCAGCAGAUGGGCAUCGACGACCUCCCGCAGUCUUGCGCGUUCUUCAGCGCCGUCGACAUCGAUCAUGUCCUACGGAAAGAAGUAGACAUGGAUUGUGUGACGCCCAGCCAUCCCACGAAGAUUCCCCCAGGCGAAACGGUGGAUGUUUCCCAACUGCUCGCCAUGGGCGACAGAGCCGUCUUGGACCCCAGGGUAAAGGCGAAAGACAUGCCGGAUGUGGACCGCUUCUCCUACACGUACCGCCAGCCCGUGAUGGAAAGCCUGCACCUCCCCAACGCAAUGCACUACCUCCGCGCCCAAAUCGCCGCCGACACCACGGAGCUGAACAAGAUUGUCAAGGAAAUCAAGCCCGCCACAACCACCUCCUCAACUCCAGCUCGCAAAUCGUACUCUUUGAACGACGAUCCAGACUCGCCGACGCCCAAGAAGCGUGGCCGGAAACCUAAAGCGUCGCUUUCUUCUGCUGGCACUUCGUCCCCCUUCUCGCACUCGGGAGGGGUGCCUGUUGUGAGGAAGGCGUCUUCUUUUGCUGAUUACGGGCGCGACUAUGAUAGUGUCAAGGAGGCGAUGAAGGAUUGGCAUGCGCAUGCUUUUUCUUGGCCUGAGGAUGAGGGGCUGGUGGUUGAGAGUCGGAGGUGA
Messenger RNA from Neohortaea acidophila, 3489 nucleotides. RefSeq names its product DNA polymerase family A-domain-containing protein. Gene Ontology annotation, cellular component: gamma DNA polymerase complex; mitochondrion. The record is from RefSeq and is a predicted model, not a curated record. The coding region runs from base 1 to 3489 and encodes 1162 amino acids. The transcript has a single exon. Gene Ontology annotation, biological process: mitochondrial DNA replication. NCBI's taxonomy places the organism in Eukaryota, Fungi, Ascomycota, Dothideomycetes, Mycosphaerellales, Teratosphaeriaceae. Gene Ontology annotation, molecular function: DNA binding; 3'-5' exonuclease activity; DNA-directed DNA polymerase activity.